AUGCUGUCGUCACUAGGCCGCGUCCAGUUUUUUCUCCUUUGCUUGCAGGUGUCGCACUACGUGUCAUCGACUCAAUUGAAUUCGUUCGACAAUUUAUUUCACGGCAAAACAGGAAACUACGAAUCUAUGAUGGACUCCUCUCGCGUCAGCGUAAACGAAUCUGUGACGUUUUGGUUAUAUACGAAAGAGCGCUCCACGAACAGUCGGAGAUUGGUGCCCGACGACCCGAAAUCAUUGGAGUCAUCGGGCUUUGACGGAGGUAAACCGACCAAAAUCGUGAUUCACGGUUGGUUGGGCGACAGCGAAGACGAGCAGAGCGUCUGUUUGACUUUGAAGACGGAAUAUUUCACGUUGUACGAUUACAAUGUGGUGUGCGUGGACUGGAGCGUGCUCGCAGUGGAUUUUCCGUAUUUCACUGCUCGGAAGCGUUGCAAAGAAAUCGGAAACUAUGUAAGUGAAAUGAUAAUGACGAUGACGGAAAACACUCCUCAGACCAAUGAAGAUGUACACAUAAUCGGUUUUAGCAUGGGCGCCCACAUCGCCGGUUAUGCCGGUAAACGACUUGAUGGAAACGUGCACAGAAUCACUGGCUUGGAUCCGGCUAAGCCGAUGUUCUCCAGCAAACGGCCUGCCGAGAGACUCGACCGAACCGAUGCUCAAUUCGUGGAUGUAGUGCACACGACAAGUUUGGUGUUGGGGCAGCACAAGCCGAUAGGAGUUAUCGAUUUCUAUCCUAAUGGUGGCAAUACCAAACAACCGGGCUGCGGAUAUGAUUACGUGUACGGUGAGGUGUGUAGUCAUUUUAAAGCUUACGAGUUUUACGCUCGGUCCAUCCGGUCCAAAGACGAAUUCAAAUCGAUCAAAUGUGACAAAUGGAAAGAUUACGAGCAGUCCAAAUGCGAAGAUCCUGAGAAUUUCACGUACUUGGGCGAAUCCGCAAAUUCAAGUCUUUCGGGCAAUUAUUAUUUGUCGGUUGAUUGA
Molecule: messenger RNA, 981 nt
Organism: Macrosiphum euphorbiae (potato aphid)
Lineage: Eukaryota; Metazoa; Arthropoda; Insecta; Hemiptera; Aphididae
Source: the annotation of a GenBank genome assembly